This is a messenger RNA of Thamnophis sirtalis, 3551 nucleotides long. Its product is annotated as ubiquitin carboxyl-terminal hydrolase 12. Gene Ontology annotation, biological process: protein deubiquitination. The record is from RefSeq and is a predicted model, not a curated record. Gene Ontology annotation, molecular function: cysteine-type deubiquitinase activity. Lineage: Eukaryota; Metazoa; Chordata; Lepidosauria; Squamata; Natricidae. Gene Ontology annotation, cellular component: nucleus; cytosol.
GGCCAACAUGGCGGCGACGGCGGGUUGCGGGUCGCCGCGUGAAUGGCAACACUGAUGACCAUCCGGAGACUUGCCUCCAUCUGUAUCAUGGGCGCCAAUGCCUCUGCUUUGGAGAAAGAGAUUGGUGCGGAUCAAUUUCCUAUGAAUGAGCAUUACUUCGGCUUGGUUAAUUUUGGAAAUACCUGCUAUUGUAACUCAGUCCUCCAGGCCCUUUACUUCUGUCGUCCAUUUCGGGAAAAGGUUUUGGCCUAUAAAGUCCAGGCCCGCAAAAAGGAGACCCUUCUGACGUGCUUGUCGGACCUUUUCAACAGCAUUGCCACCCAGAAGAAGAAAGUGGGGGUCAUCCCCCCCAAGAAGUUCAUUUCCCGGCUGAGGAAAGAAAACGAGCUGUUUGACAACUAUAUGCAGCAGGACGCACAUGAAUUCCUGAACUAUCUAUUGAACACAAUUGCGGACUUGCUGCAGGAAGAAAAGAAGCAGGAAAAACAGAAUGGCAAACUCCAGAACGGAAGCAUUGAGAGUGAUGAAGGGGAGAAGGCAGAGCUUACGUGGGUCCACGAAAUCUUCCAGGGAACACUAACAAACGAAACUCGCUGUUUAAACUGUGAAGCUGUAAGCAGCAAAGAUGAAGAUUUUCUGGACCUGUCGGUUGAUGUGGAACAAAAUACAUCAAUCACCCACUGCCUGAGAGGGUUCAGUAACACCGAGACACUGUGCAGCGAAUACAAGUACUACUGUGAGCAGUGCCGCAGUAAACAGGAAGCACAGAAGAGGAUGCGAGUGAAAAAGCUGCCUAUGAUUCUGGCUCUGCACUUGAAAAGGUUCAAAUACAUGGACCAGCUACACCGAUACACCAAGCUUUCCUACCGCGUGGUUUUCCCUCUGGAGCUGCGACUCUUCAACACAUCAGGAGAUGCUACAAACCCAGACCGGAUGUAUGAUCUCGUGGCUGUGGUGGUGCAUUGUGGCAGUGGUCCAAAUCGUGGGCAUUAUAUCACCAUUGUGAAGAGCCACGGCUUUUGGUUACUCUUUGAUGAUGACAUCGUAGAGAAAAUUGACGCUCAAGCAAUUGAAGAAUUCUAUGGAUUGACCUCAGACAUUUCCAAAAAUUCAGAAUCUGGAUAUAUCCUUUUCUAUCAAUCAAGAGACUGAAAUGGCACAUUUUGGGGACAUCUUGUGCACAAAAGAAGGGAUCAAGGCUGUGCCCAGAAUGAUGGCAGAAACAGAGUGAUGGCAGAAACGAUUCCUCCUGGUUAUCGUGGGCAAUCAAGUGGUGCAUUUCCUUGAGGAGAACAGUCCUGAGCAAGGAUGCAUUUUGCUUUGGUUUUCUUUCUAGGCUAUUUUAUACUUGCUAACUUCCAAAAUCUUUUACCUCUACUUGAAACCUGGCUGCUUAACUCUUCAAGAACCAAGAAAGUGAUUUUUAAAGUAACAUUGUAAAAUCCAUUCACUGUUCAGUUAUGGCUUAAGACUCGUCUUUGGUUUCCGUUAUUGCCAUUUUUCUGUUUUCUAACAGAACAAUUUCCCCUCUGGUAUUUGCUGAAUUCCUUCCUCUUUUCGGACUCAAGAGGAAGAAAGUUGCAGUUUUGAUACUGUGCAGCCAGCUUAAAUCAUUCUGGAAGCGUCGUGGUUUAAUUUUUACUUUUUUUUCUAUGGGAAAAGGACACUAGGUAUUUUUACAGGAUUGGAGAUUUUUUAAAGACGUCACUUUUAUUUCCGAUAACACUAUUUAUUCUACUUUUGUUCCGCUUUGUCUCUUUCUUAAAAUUUUCCUUGGAAGGUAAUUUUUAUAUGCUUUAUAAAUCUGUUAAUCCUUUGUAAAAAGAGAUUUUGACUCAGAACCACAAUACUGUAGAAGUCAAAAAAGAAAUAGUUGUAAGUGUUGGAGGUCACAUCUCUUCUCUAAGCCAAAAGUGCCAUCUGCUGAAACAGGAUCUAUUAAGGGUUCAGUUUUGCAUGUAAGCAAUUCUCGGCAUGGAUCAACAUGCUGUAAAUGGACAUCACCGGUCUAAACUUUAAGGUUUAAAUAAUAAUUACAAUUUUGGCCUUGAAAACAGUUCAGGGGUGGAACUUAAACUAAGGUCUAUCGAUGCUUUGAAAGGAGUUCCUCUUAACUUCAUCCUCUCCUGCUCUCCAGCUUUCAUUUUUCCAGUCCACAUUUAUGCUGCUCUUGCUGCUUCGACAGAGGAAUAAGGCAGUAUUAGGAAGACUAAAUCACACUUACGUCUAUUUUCCAAUGUUGCGCAUUAUAACUCUAAGCUCUUUUAAGAGGGGAAAAAUUAUACGGUGGAGAAGAAUCUGCCAGAUUUAGGCUCGUAAGAAGCUUAGACUGAGCUUAAUUUGGGCUGUGGGAACCAUUGGUGCCUCUCCCUCUUCACAGCAGCCUCCCAGAAGGUCUGGUGCCCAAGCGCCCUCCCAACCAACAGCAGCUGAUCCCAGCAGCUCUUGGUGAGCCUUGACAAAGCAUAGAUUUCUUUGUUCAUCCACAUGAACAGUAAUAAGAACGGGCUUUCUGUUUGGGAGAACUCGGAAAUUAUCUCUGCUUGUCCCAAUCACCUUCCUCCAUCAUCUUCUGCCGGGAAUUGCCAAGAACAGAAUCGACUCAGAAAAUGGCAAUGGCUGAACUCAAAUCUGGGAUUGGAAGGUCUGGCAAACUGCUUUCUUUUCCUUGCUUCCUCAGCUCCAUAUCUGGGUUUAACUUUUCCAUUGGAAAGCUUUUUCUUGCAUUGCACGAUUGUCCCAUCUCUGCAGCAGCAUUCAAGCUCCACAGACAAUGUCCGAGAAGAAAGAGACUCGCUGUCGUUUGCCUUAGACCACUUCAGAGCAUCAGAGUUUCUACAGAUUUCCAUGAGGCCUGGGAGAAGUUGGAGACCCUCAAGGGGGGGGGGGGAAUAACAAACUGAAUAUCUGGGAUCUCCAGGGAGGUCAUAAGAUUGCAGCCAUAGUCUUAACAGUAACUGCUUCCUUUUGGUUAACAGUGACAUUCCAUUAGCGACACAUAAUGUCAUGUAAUGUGUCGUCAAAUAAUUCGGAUUUCAACAGUCUCCCUACUUCAGGCGGGCAACUGGUGUGGAUAUAUUCAAUCCAAUGUGCAGAGUCCAAUUUUCUUCAGAGGAUGUCAUCUGUAACACAAAUAGCUAUUGGCAACUAGUGGGCAGUUUAUGCAUUAUUUAUGCAUUAGGGAAUGAACUUUCGGUUAGAAAAUGUCUCCAAGCAAAACCACUUCACCCUGGAGACUCCCUCUUUGGUGGGCAAAGCUGAUAGCUCCCUAGACAAAGCCCCCACCCCAUCGGAAGGCAGGGGCAACUGCCCAGCAUAGGAAACGGCUAGGCAUGUAUUUUGUAUAUUUGGUGAUAAUGUUUUUAUGAAUAAUACCUAACUUGAAAGAGGGAGAGAAUAUUGAAAAAAAUAUAUGUUAUAGAUUAAAAGUGCACUUUUGCUACAGAUUUAUAAGGGGUUUGAAUUGGAAGAGAAUGGUGUGAUGUGACUUCUGUAUAAUAAAUGAUGCCCUGAUAUCGCCAAUAAAGGCCGUGUACGGUGAAAUUGUCUCA